This is a messenger RNA of Fonsecaea multimorphosa CBS 102226, 1785 nucleotides long. RefSeq lists its product as uncharacterized. Bases 1 to 1785 code for a protein of 594 amino acids. Gene Ontology annotation, molecular function: amidophosphoribosyltransferase activity. Gene Ontology annotation, cellular component: cytoplasm. Gene Ontology annotation, biological process: purine nucleobase biosynthetic process; purine nucleotide biosynthetic process. The transcript has a single exon. NCBI's taxonomy places the organism in Eukaryota, Fungi, Ascomycota, Eurotiomycetes, Chaetothyriales, Herpotrichiellaceae. The record is from RefSeq and is a predicted model, not a curated record.
AUGUGCGGUAUUCUCGCGUUAAUCCUCGCCAACACGUCGUCUACUGCGGCCGCCGUCGACCUCCACGAAGCCCUCUACCUCCUGCAACAUCGUGGCCAGGAUGCCUGUGGAAUCGCGACGUGUGCGACCGGCGGACGGAUAUACCAGUGCAAGGGCAAUGGCAUGGCGGCAAAAGUUUUCCACGAUGGUGCAAGAGUAGUUGAUCUUCCUGGUUUCAUGGGCUUGGGCCAUUUGAGAUACCCCACGGCAGGGAGCAGUGCGAAUGCCGAGGCCCAACCGUUCUAUGUGAAUAGUCCCUAUGGGAUCUGUCUGGCGCAUAACGGCAACCUGAUCAAUGCCCCCGAACUGAAGCAGCACCUGGACCUGGCGGCUCACAGACAUAUCAACACCGACAGCGACAGCGAGCUCAUGCUCAAUGUCUUUGCCGACGAACUGAACGAAACUGGGAAAGCUCGUGUCAAUGAGGAUGAUGUGUUUGCCGCCCUCAGCAGAAUGUACGAGAGGUGUAAGGGUGGCUGGGCUUGCACAGCGAUGAUUGCAGGUUACGGGCUCAUUGGGUUUCGAGAUUCAUUUGGCAUCCGCCCUCUCGUCCUGGGCUCCAGGGAAUCAGCCGAUGGUCCUGGCAAAGAUUACAUGAUGGCUUCAGAAUCAGUUGCUUUGGUCCAACUUGGCUUUGAUGUCAUACGGGACAUUCUGCCCGGCGAGGCUGUGAUUAUCCAGAAGGGGCACGAACCCCAUUUUCGACAAGUUCAGAAACGAAAAGAAUAUGCCCCUGACAUCUUUGAGUAUGUCUACUUUGCCCGCCCCGAUUCAGUGAUGGACGGAAUCAGCGUCCAUAGGAGCCGGCAACAUAUGGGUCUGCGACUUGCAGCACACGUCAAAAGGGUGCUCAGCCCUCAAGACCUAGAAGACAUUGAUGUGGUUAUACCUAUUCCCGAGACGUCUGUCACUUCAGCAUCCGUGGUGGCCAAAGCCCUGGACAAGGAAUACUGCCAAGGCUUUGUAAAGAACCGCUACGUCUUCCGCACCUUCAUCAUGCCGGAGCAGAAAGCCCGACAAAAGGGGGUGAGGCGGAAGCUGAACGCAAUGGCCAUGGAAUUCAAGGAUCGCAACGUUCUUUUAGUGGACGACAGUAUUGUUCGAGGCACUACCAGCCGGGAGAUAGUAACUAUGGCUCGAGAAGCAGGCGCAAAGAAGGUCCACUUCGCGAGCUGCGCCCCGCCAAUCACCCACGCACACAUCUACGGUAUCGACCUGGCUUCACCGUUUGAACUAGUGGCACACAACUAUCACGGGCCUGAUGAGAUUGCAAAACAUAUUGGGGCUGACAGUGUGAUUUACCAAACUCUUGACGAUUUGAAAGCAGCAUGCGUCGAUGCAGCUCGAGAAGCAAAAGCGCGCGACGCCCCAAGCAACUUCGAGGUCGGUGUAUUCUGUGGGACAUACAUCACACCCGUCGACGACGACUACUUUGAGCACUUGGAGAGAAUCAGAGGGCAAACUCGAAAGCUGAAAGUCGUGGACGAAGCCAGACGGGCGGUAGCCCAAGGAGUCGCCGGCGAACAGCAAAUCCAGUUGGCCACAAAUGGAGCUGUGGUUACGGAGAAUGGCAAGGUGGUGCCUGCAGCCAAUGGCAAUGCACACCGGCAGUCGAUUCAGACCGAUGUUACAGACUCCCAUCGUGGUUCAACGGUGUCAUUGGGUCAUGAGGAGGAAAGCCCGACUGUACGGGAUCGCAUGGAUAUUUCUUUGCACAAUCUGGGAGAUUUCCCCAGAAAUGAGUGA